GGAACAUGCCGAAACGGAUCAAACGGGCCCUUUGCCCCCACGAACUACACAAACACCCUCACCAAGCAAAGCAAAUACCCGUGUGCACGCUUCCGAUGCGCUCGGCGCGUUCGAGAGUCAAGCCCGAUCCCGAUCGCCACCAGCGCAGCUACGCCACACCACACCACACCACACGGAAUCCAGCCCCAAACGCCACCAAAUACCUGCACACCCAAAAGCAGCAGCAGAUAUUCCGAUCCGGCAAAAACAAUUCCAGAGACAGAGAGAUUAUCCCCCCCACCCCCCAAAUCCCGUUCCAAAAUUCCAAUCUUUUAAUUUGGGUUUUCCUCCAGCUCCGUCCCUCGGAGCAGUAAUGAGGAGGAAAAGGAGAAAACGAAAAAGCUCCAGGAAAACAACGCACCAGCACACAUCGACUCAUCAAGAGAGGAAGCAAGUGCCGCGAUGUGAAGUGAGCAGGCAGGCAGGGGCAAAAAUCUGAUCUUGACGCCUCCGCGCGGCCGUAAAAAAUCUGAUCUUGACUCCUCCUGGGGCUCGUACUGUUCUAAAGUUUGUGCCUUUGUGAUAAGAGAUUGUUGUUAGCCGCUGGCUUAGUUGGUUGGUCGCUGCUGCUAAUGAGCCCUGCGUGCCUAAUCCCGCCUGAGUUUUUGUUCGGGUUCUUGGAGAGAGAUUUUUUCUCUCUCUCUCUGGAUUGAUCGCGGAGCCGCGCUUGGUGUGGUUGUUUGUGUGUUCGGUUCGAUCGGGAUGGGGGCGUGGGCCGAUUCGCCACCACAACAAGUACGCCUCUUCUUUUUUAUUGCCUCCGCAGUGGGAUUUGCCUCGGCGUUGUUGUAGCUAUUUCCGCAAAUCGUUUAGGGCUGGCUCCUCGUUCUCGCGCACUUUACUCUUCUUUUCCCCUUUGCCCCGGAUCGAAUCCGCCCUUUCCCCUCCGCGUCCGGUGCCGAGGCCGUCGAUUUGAGCUGCGCCGCCGCCGAUUCGGCCACAAAACCGCGUCUUGGGUUUGUUCCAUGAAGGAGUGAAGUGGAUUUGGUAGGGGAGGGGCGUGUUCUGCUUGGGCUCCAGCCAUGUCUCAAAUCCAGAGCUUCUCGCGGAACAACUGCGUGCUCCUCGCGGUGCUCUGUGGGAAGCAUGCCGAUAAGCGUGUGCCGGCGAGGGUGGGGCCGGAGGCGAAGCGACUGCGGCCGUCGUACCCGUUCCCGGAGCUCAGCUCGGCUGGGAGAUUGGAGGUGCACACACUGUUCAAUCCUACACCGGAGCAGUUCCUCGAGGCGCAGCGGGUGGUACAGCCCAAUUUCUUGUACAUCCAAGGGCAGCAGCUCGAUGAUGAGAAGGAGAUUGGUUCACUUGUGUGGGGCGACGCCGAUGUGUCUGACCCGCAGGCAUUUAGCUCUCUCAUCAGCCCACCAUUCCCCACGAUUGUUUAUCUGGAAGUUCCUAUUGGCGAAAAACUUGCCCAAGCAGUUCAUACAAAGGGAAUCCCAUAUGUAAUAUACUGGAGAAACUCAUUUUCAUCUUAUGCGGCAUCUCAUUUUCGCCAUGCAUUGAUGUCAGUGAUACAAAGGUAUUGGCUUCCUUUCCUCGCCUUCUAUUAUCUUCAAAUAGAAAUAUUAGCUGAUAAUUUUCUUAUGUUUGGAUGUAGUUCGGUGAGCCAUACAUGGGAUGCUUUUCAGCUUGCUCAUGCAUCCUUCCGGCUAUAUUGUGUGAGAAACAAUCAUGUGCAAAGUGUUAAGCUUGGGCCUCGUCUACUGGGAGAUGCUCCAAAAAUAAAUAUAUGCCCGCCAGAGAAUGAAAUGGCUGAGGAAGAAGGUUCUUCUGAAGGGUUCCCUGCUAUAAAAAUAUAUGAUGAAGAAAUCAACAUGAAAUUUCUUCUCUGUGGAGUGCCAUGCACCCUGGAUCCUUGUUUAUUGGGCUCUUUAGAAGACGGUCUGAAUGCACUUCUGAAUAUCGAGAUUCGUGGGAGCAAACUGCAGAACCGAGUCAGUGCUUCUCCACCUCCUCUUGAAGCUGCAUCGUUACCACGUGGUAUGGUUACAAUGCGUUGUGAUAUUAGUACUUGCAGUUCUUCUCAUGUGUCGCUCCUUGUUUCUGGUAGCGCACAGACUUGUUUUGAUGAUCAGCUUCUAGAGAGCCACAUCAAGAAUGAAAUUAUUGAGAAGAGCCAGUUAGUUCGUGCUCUUUCAAAUAGUGAGGAUAAGUUAUCAUCAAGUGAGCCUUUAAUCUCCAUGUCCACAGCUUGUGGGGCUUCUACAUUUGAAGUUUGGAUGUCCCUUCCUAAGUGGGCAGCACAGGUUCUCAAGCAUCUAGCACCAGAAAUGUCAUAUAGAAGCUUAGUCGCACUUGGAAUUGGUUGUAUAAAUGGUACUCCCGUCGCUUCAUUCGAGAGACAAGAUGCAGACCGCCUUCUUUUCUUUUGCACAGGUCAACGUAAAGAUUUAGCUACUGAAAAUGGUCCGCAUUUCCAUCUGCCGAGAUGGUCUGCCUCCCUUACCAAGGACAGAACAAAGGUAGGUUCAGAAUCAAAACCAAAUUUGAUUGGUGCAAAUGGAGUUUUAGAAGACAAGAAACACCUUACGGAAGGGCCUUCCUCGUUCCCAUCCAUCAAGUCUAAAUUGAAGCCUGCGACUAUGAGGCCCAUCCCUCGUUCUCGAAAGCAACAAAUGCACCCUUUUAUGGGUUUCCCUGAAGCCACCGUUCAUGAAGCUAGUCAGAUUAAGCUGAACUUGCCAGUUGCGCCACCUGUGAAGCAUAGUUUAGCACCUGCUGCCCCAACAACGCAUAGAAAAUCAACAUCAGGGUCGUCCCAUACACAAUCAGUCAUUCAAUUGAAUCCUCUGCCAAUGAAGAAGCAUGGAUGUGAUAGGUUGCCUAUCCAAAUGUGCUCUGAGGAGGACUUCCUGAAGGAUGUCAUGCAGUUUUUAAUUCAGAGGGGCCACAAUCGACUUGUACCUCAUGGAGGACUAGCUGAAUUUCCUGAUGCAAUCCUUAAUGCAAAGCGCCUUGAUCUCUAUAACUUGUACAAAGAGGUGGUAUCUAGGGGUGGAUUUUAUGUGGGCAAUGGCAUUAAUUGGAAGGGUCAAGUCUUCUCAAAGAUGCGCAACCAUACUGCAACAAAUAGAAUGACUGGUGUUGGAAACACAUUGAAAAGGCAUUAUGAGACAUACUUGUUGGAAUAUGAGUUAGCGCAUGAUGAUGUGGAUGGGGAAUGCUGCUUACUUUGUCACAGUAGCGCACCUGGAGAUUGGGUGAACUGUGGUUUAUGUGGUGAAUGGGCCCACUUUGGUUGCGAUAGACGACAAGGGCUAGGCACUUUCAAGGAUUAUGCAAAGACAGAUGGAUUGGAAUACAUCUGCCCCCACUGUAGUCUAGCAAACUACAAGAAGAAGCUGCCCCAGCCCCCGAAAGUUGCUAAUGGUUUUGCGAAUGCCGCUACUGUAUCACGAAAUGCUUAAUUUUCUUCAUUUGCCCCCUUUUUCUUUUUUGCUUCUUUGCCCCAUGUUUUGGGGAGAAUAGUUAUUAUAGUAGAGAAUAGGCUGAUGGAAACAGGGCGAGAGGGCCUUGAAUGUAUGUAGUGUUUGAUCUGUAUUAUCCCAUUAAUUUAGCAAUUCUAAGAUUUAUAUAGCAUGUAACAACUGACAACACAGAGAAGUUCCUAUAGUAGUUUCUGGUUAGAUUCA
This is a messenger RNA of Phragmites australis (common reed), 3671 nucleotides long. Its product is annotated as AT-rich interactive domain-containing protein 4-like. Gene Ontology annotation, molecular function: DNA binding. NCBI's taxonomy places the organism in Eukaryota, Viridiplantae, Streptophyta, Magnoliopsida, Poales, Poaceae. Bases 1062 to 3446 code for a protein of 794 amino acids. The record is from RefSeq and is a predicted model, not a curated record. The transcript has 15 exons.